GCGAGCAACGGAAGUUUGUGCUCUCACAUGAAAGAAGAAGCUAACGCGGAGGAUUAACAUCGCCGUCCCGUCUUAAUAAACGAAAGAAACCAGCGACAGAAUGUACAGAAUGCACGCUACAUUUGAUCAUAUGCUGUAAUAUCAAGCGAUGUCAUUGCCUACGGCUUCCACCGAGGACAACCCGAACAUCCAAGCGGAGUUGAAGGUGUGACACCUGGUUGGUCAGCUGCAGGUCAGCGUGUGUCCCCUCGUGGACUCAAGUGAUCGGCACAGCAGCUGCUAGUCGUUACGUGAUGCCAAGAUGCUCCUGUCUCUGGGAAUGUUGAUGCUGUCUGCCACUCAGAUUUACACCAUCUUCACUGUACAGCUCUUCGCCUUCCUAAACCUACUGCCUGUGGAGGCGGAUAUCUCUGCUUACUCAUAUGACAACAGAACAGACACCUUUGAAGACCUUCCUGCACGGUUUGGAUACAGACUCCCAAGUGAUGGAUUGAAGGGUUUUCUAAUCGGAGCACGGCCAGAGAAUGCUUGUGUGUCCAUCGAGCCACCGCCGAGGGACAACUCCACCGGCGUCUUCAUUGUCCUCAUCAAGCGCUUUGACUGUAAUUUUGAUAUCAAGGUCCUCAAUGCCCAGAAAGCCGGGUACAAGGCGGCCAUUGUUCACAAUGUUGACUCGGACGACUUAAUCAGCAUGGGAUCCAACGAUCUGGAUGUUAUGAAGCAGAUCGACAUUCCCUCAGUGUUUGUGAGCGAGGAGACGGCAAAGUCUCUAAAAGUGGAAUAUGCGUUUGACAAGGGAGGACAUGUGGUAAUGAUGCCGGACUUCAGCCUGCCACUGGAAUACUACUUGAUCCCCUUCCUCAUCAUCGUAGGAAUCUGCCUCAUCCUCAUCGUCGUGUUCAUGAUCACAAAGUUUGUCCAGGAUCGGCGCCGAGCUCGGAGGAACCGUCUCCGUAAAGAUCAGCUGAAGAAACUUCCCAUCCACAAAUACAAGAAAGGAGACAGCUACGACGUCUGUGCCAUCUGUCUGGACGAGUAUGAGGAAGGAGACAAACUGCGAGUGCUGCCGUGUUCCCACGCGUACCACAGCAAGUGCGUGGACCCCUGGCUGACCAAGACCAAGAAGACAUGCCCGGUGUGCAAGCAGAAGGUGGUCCCCUCUCAGGAGGACUCGGACUCGGACUCGGAGGACGGCGAGAGCGGCCCGGACGAGAACGAGGAGGUGUCGGAGAGCACGCCUCUGCUGCGCUCGCUGGCGUCCACCAGCGCCCACUCCUUCGGCACCAUGUCGGGGGUCCCGCGCUCGGAGCAGGAGCAGGAGUCGUCGGAGUAUGACGACGAGCUGGACAGCAGCGACAGCGAGGAGGAGGUCACCGUGGAGACUGUGGUGGUCCAGAUGCAGCAGCCGUGCUCCGAAGACUCGCCCAGAGCUUGACUGCGUGCGGUCCAUCCGCUUUAAUGCUUCUAAAUGAACGUACUGCAUCCACUCACCAAUGAGUUUUAACCAGACAAGUGCUGAUCCCGCGAGCGUGACAAAACUCACGCCUAUUUAGUGUAAAUAAAAACUGUAGCGCCCCAAACUCCCACCACCUUUGAUGGCACCACAUGGAACCUCUUUGUAUAUAAACACAGAACGGUACAACUUCAUUGUAGCUGCUUGUUUUUGUACAAAUCUCAGCUUCACCGUACGUCGGCCUGUUUGACACCUUAUUUUCUUCCGUCAGAUCUGUGCCACCACGUCACUCCAGCAGCUCCGUAGUGCUACAAACAUGACCGACCUUGUUUUUAAUGUUUUUAUAUGUCGAAUCAUAUGUUGCCUUUUCAGUUGAUGCUCACAUCGUUGAUCCACCCAAUAAAAGUAACUGGAAAUUCA
This is a messenger RNA of Synchiropus splendidus (mandarinfish), 1873 nucleotides long. RefSeq names its product ring finger protein 13 (gene rnf13). Gene Ontology annotation, biological process: protein ubiquitination; ubiquitin-dependent protein catabolic process; positive regulation of DNA-templated transcription. Gene Ontology annotation, molecular function: ubiquitin protein ligase activity; zinc ion binding. The record is from RefSeq and is a predicted model, not a curated record. Gene Ontology annotation, cellular component: nucleoplasm; cytoplasm. The transcript has 10 exons. Lineage: Eukaryota; Metazoa; Chordata; Actinopteri; Syngnathiformes; Callionymidae. Bases 302 to 1435 code for a protein of 377 amino acids.